AUGGCGAUCUAUGGUACUGACGAAGAGGCAUCUGCAGCAAGUCCUGCCUGUACAGAGUUGGAGACAGUGAUGCUGGACUGGCUGGGAAAGAUGCUGAAGCUACCAGAAGAUUUUCUUGCUGGUACAGAGGGCAGAGGGGGAGGGGUCAUCCAGGGCACUGCCAGUGAAGCCACUCUCAUAGCUCUUCUUGCUGCUCGUUCCAAAAUCGUCAAACUGAUCCAGGCUGACCAUCCUGACCGAUCUGAGACAGACAUUAUAUCCAAACUAGUCGCCUACUCGUCUGAUCAGGCGCACUCAUCGGUGGAGAGGGCAGGUUUGAUAGGUGGAGUGAGGAUGAAGAAAAUUCCCACCGACAAUAAGUUUUCUGUGCGAGGAGAUGCGCUGCAGAAAGUUCUAGAAGAGGACAGAGCCGCAGGACUCAUACCAUUUUUUUUUUGUGCAACAUUGGGAACAACUCCAUCCUGUGCAUUCGACUGUGUCACUGAGCUCGGCCCUAUAUGUAAUGCAGAGAAAAUCUGGAUGCACAUUGAUGCUGCGUAUGCUGGGAGUGCAUUUAUCUGUCCAGAGUUUAGACCCCUGCUGAAUGGCAUAGAGUUUGCAGACUCUUUCAAUUUCAAUCCUCAUAAAUGGCUCCUGGUCAACUUUGACUGCUCAGCAAUGUGGGUGAAGAAAAGAUCAGACAUCAUUGGAGCAUUUAAAAUGGAGCCGCUUUAUCUGAAGCAUGAUCACCAAGAGUCAGGUAACCACUCAGCACUUUGCGCUGCAUUUGCUUCAUAUUUUAAUUGCUCACACAAUCUUACACAUUUCAGUUAUUCAUAUGUCAUAUCUCAUCUCAUCUCCCUUCAGCACUGGCAGAUCCCAUUGGGUCGUAGGUUCCGCUCUCUCAAGAUAUGGUUUGUGUUCCGCAUGUACGGACUCAAAGGUCUCCAAGCCUACAUCCGCAAGCAUGUAGGGCUGGCCAAAGAUUUUGAAUCUUUGGUGAGAGCUGAUCAACGCUUCGAGAUCUCAGCAGAUGUUGUGUUGGGCCUCGUCUGCUUUAAACUCAAGGGCUCCAAUGAAUUAAAUGAAACUCUAUUGAAGAGGAUCAACAAUGCACGUAAGAUCCAUCUGGUACCGUGCCAGCUGGCAGGCAAGUUUGUUCUGCGGUUUGCCGUGUGUGCCCGUACUACUGAGUCACGGCAUGUUCAGGAGGCCUGGUGCCACAUCAGCCACCUGGCAUCAGAGCUGCUGCAAGAACUGCCCCACUUGACCACUGUGGUGGGCAUCACAUGUUAAGUCAAAUGGGUGAUCUGUACCACGUCUGCUAUCCACACUGUCCUAGUUUCACUCUACUGCUGCGAUUCUUUCUACUAUUUAUUGUCACAAUGCGUGUGUGUGUGUGAGUGUAUGCAUGUUGUCACAAAGGUGUCCACUUAGAGUGCAGAGUGUCUGUGUCUUUGUGAGCUUGAUCAUACAUGUCCUCUGCUGUGAGCAGUGGGUUUUUUUUUUUAAAUGUACUGUUGUACACUUGUGCACUUGAAAAUGUGUCUAUAUUGAAAAUGAAAUAUGUUUUAUGAGAUGUUCAGAGAAUGUUUUCUCUGAAUAAUAGUACAAAGAAAGCAGAAUGCUUUACCAGAGCAUUGUCCUUUACGUUUUUCACUAUAGCUUUGCUCACUAGUGCUGCAUUUUCAAAAAGCAAAAUCAAAUAUUCAGCCUAAUCAUAGCCUAAUUCCUCUUUUCUGUCUUUUUCUAAAAGCAUUGUUCUUGACUCAGCACAGCUGCUGUGAUGAGAUACCACACCAACAUUCUUUGACAGUUGUUGUGCCUGACUAGUUAAAAAGAUUAGACUCUGCUACAUAUUAAACAGUAGUGUGUAUGUAUUAACAUUGACAAUAAAGUGCAUUUCUCCCAAAGUGCUGCAUGUGAAUUUUAUAU
Molecule: messenger RNA, 1914 nt
Organism: Sinocyclocheilus anshuiensis
Lineage: Eukaryota; Metazoa; Chordata; Actinopteri; Cypriniformes; Cyprinidae
Product: aromatic-L-amino-acid decarboxylase-like
Exons: 11
Coding region: 1-1275 (424 amino acids)
Biological process (GO): amino acid metabolic process; catecholamine metabolic process; serotonin biosynthetic process
Cellular component (GO): cytoplasm
Molecular function (GO): pyridoxal phosphate binding; aromatic-L-amino-acid decarboxylase activity
Source: RefSeq, a predicted model, not a curated record